UUCCAUAAAGUUCUUUUCUCACAACCCAAUUCUCUCUAUAUAUAUUCACUAUCAAACGCACUUUCACGCACAUCACGUUAAGUAAUUUUCUCUUACACACCAUCCAAACACACCCUUAACAUGUCCACCGAUCUCCACCUCCAUCAUCACCAAUUACCUAAGCUCCGUAUCAACGCCGUCGUCAAACUCGACGACAACGUUGAAGAAGACGUCGUCACCACUCCUUCCUCCGAUCAAAUCAUCAUCCCUGACGACGUCGUUGCUAUAGCUGAUACCAUGUCAUCUUCAACCGCAAUCACACAACCUGAUGAAAUAAUUCAAAACGAAAACGACGCCACCGUCACCGCCACCGACGAUGGUACCGUCGUUGACGGAGUAAACGAAAACGAUCAGAGUUACCGGACACCGACGUCAAAGGAAAGUAAGAUACCGGAGAUUCAGGAUUGUCCACCGGCGCCGAGAAAACCGAAACCGUUCGUUUCUUGCAAGAGGAAGCUUAUGGAUGAACUUCAAUUCUUUGAAGUUUCGAAUAAUGAAGAUAUGGAUGCGUUUUUCAGAUCCACUUUUCCUAAAAGAACUUGUCCUUGUACAUGAAAAUUCAAUCUUCAUCUUCAUCAUCUUCUUCAACCUCUCUGCAAUUCGAUCGAACACUAUCUUGGUGCUCGUUGAUCAAAUUACGUAAAUUAAUUACACGAUUUUUGUUCUUCUUUUCUCAAUUUCCUCAUCAAUUUCUUCUUUUUUUUCUUUUGUUUUUUUUUAUAUGUUAAUUAUAUAUUUAUAUAUAUGAAUAUUUCACGAUUUGUAUAAGAUGUGAAAUAUUAAGAUCUGGAUCUUAUAUGUGAAUUAAUUCAAUCCAAUCCAUCAACAUAAUGUUGAAUUCUAUA
Trifolium pratense (red clover) is the source of this 884-nucleotide messenger RNA. RefSeq lists its product as uncharacterized. The record is from RefSeq and is a predicted model, not a curated record. The coding region runs from base 121 to 594 and encodes 157 amino acids. The transcript has a single exon. Lineage: Eukaryota; Viridiplantae; Streptophyta; Magnoliopsida; Fabales; Fabaceae. Gene Ontology annotation, biological process: regulation of DNA endoreduplication.